This is a messenger RNA of Passer montanus (Eurasian tree sparrow), 1077 nucleotides long. RefSeq names its product 6-phosphofructo-2-kinase/fructose-2,6-bisphosphatase-like. Lineage: Eukaryota; Metazoa; Chordata; Aves; Passeriformes; Passeridae. Gene Ontology annotation, biological process: fructose metabolic process; fructose 2,6-bisphosphate metabolic process. The record is from RefSeq and is a predicted model, not a curated record. The transcript has 11 exons. The coding region runs from base 1 to 1020 and encodes 339 amino acids. Gene Ontology annotation, cellular component: 6-phosphofructo-2-kinase/fructose-2,6-biphosphatase complex; cytosol. Gene Ontology annotation, molecular function: 6-phosphofructo-2-kinase activity; ATP binding; fructose-2,6-bisphosphate 2-phosphatase activity.
AUGACACUUUUUUGGGGUGUCACAGCAUGGGAGGUCCUGUUCGUGGAGUCCAUCUGUGACGACCCCAGGAUCAUCGAGGAGAACAUUGGAGCAAACAAUAAAAGCCAUUUUUCACCGCAGCAAGUGAAGCUGAGCAGCCCCGACUACAGGGGCCGGGCGCAGGACGAGGCCGUGGCCGAUUUCCUCAAGCGCAUCGAGUGCUACAAAGCCACCUACGAGCCCCUGGACGACGAGCUGGACAGCGGGCUGUCCUACAUCAAGAUCUUCGACGUGGGCGUGCGGUACCUGGCGAACCGCGUGCAGGGCCACGUGCAGAGCCGCACGGUUUAUUACCUGAUGAACAUCCACGUCACGCCCCGGACCAUCUACCUGAGCCGCCACGGCGAGAGCCAGCUCAACCUGCGCGGCCGCAUCGGCGGCGACUCGGCGCUGUCCCCCCGCGGGAUGCAGUACGCGCAGGCGCUGGCGCGCUUCAUCCGCAGCCAGAACAUCGGCGAGCUGAAGGUGUGGACGAGCCACAUGAAGAGAACCAUCCAGACCGCCGAGGCGCUGGGCGUGCCCUACGAGCAGUGGAAGGCGCUCAACGAGAUCGACGCCGGGGUCUGCGAGGAGAUGACCUACGAGGAGAUCCAGGAGCGCUACCCCAAGGAGCUGGCGCUGCGCGACCAGGACAAGUACCGCUACCGCUACCCCAAGGGCGAGUCCUACGAGGACCUGGUGCAGCGGCUGGAGCCGGUCAUCAUGGAGCUGGAGCGGCAGGAGAACGUGCUGGUGGUGUGCCACCAGGCUGUCAUGCGCUGCCUGCUGGCUUAUUUCCUGGACAAGAGCGCGGAUGAGCUGCCCUACCUCAAGUGCCCCCUGCACACGGUGCUGAAGCUGACCCCCGUGGCCUACGGGUGUGAGGUGGAGCCCAUCUACCUCAACAUCGAGGCAGUGAACACCCACCGGGCACGACCCCAGAACGUCGACAUCAACCGCACGGCGGCCGACGCCCUCAACACCGUCCCCGAGCACUUCUGAGGGGUCCCACGGGGAGAAGGGGAGCCCCCACCCCAAAAUUAAACCUUCUACAACCAA